UAGUGUUGCUGACGGAGGUGGCGGCGGGAGCGAUGUCGGUGGCGGUGGUGGUGGUGGUGGGAGUUGGUGUCGUCUCUGUUUGAUAAGCAUCAACGUGGGAGAUUCGAUUACGGCGACUAUUUUAAGUGAAGAAGACGAGGAAGAAGAAGAAGAAGAAGAAAAGGAAGAAGAAGAAAAAGAAAAGGAAGAAGAAGAAGAGUGACAUCAACAGCAACAACAACAACAAAGGAAGUUACGGGAGGAGAACGAAUAUAUACGGAAGGAGAAAAGAUAAAGAGGAAGGAAAUUAUUGAAAGAAAGAAAUAAAAAGAAGAAACACGGAAUAAGGCUACAUUUAAAACAUUUUAAAGUUUUGUGCAAAUUAUUGAUCGACAAUAGAUUGGUAUCGCCCUCAAAAUGAUGAACUCUGCUGCAUAUGAUAGCGUAACAUAUAUAUUAAGAAGAAAACUGGAUCAAAAACGGAGCCUUGUACUACACAAUUAAUAUGGUUAUCCUUUGAAUCAAUACUUUGUUGAGAGGCCAGUUGAGAACGAAAUGACAGUUGUUUGAACAUGACAGAACUUAUCUCACUUCACUCAUUUGCUGAUGGAGGGUAACGUAGUAUUUCUGUUGGUGUGUAGCAUCUUCUCUGGCAUUAUUUUUGCCGUCGGAUGCAUAGCAUCGGUCAUCAAGGCUGUUCGGGACCGACGACAGAUCUUGAGAAGAAGAAAUGAACGCAACCAAGUUGGAAUGGGAGAUGUGGAGUGUGUCGACAACCUGUCGGAGGAGAUUAAAAAAGACCUCACAUCAAGUGGAGUCUCUGAUAAGAAUAGUUCUGAACCUACGAUAAACUCGGAUGCGGCGGCAAAAUCCUUAAGGAGUGCCGAUACUUUACAGAGUCCAGCCAGUGAGAAAAUAGAAUUGGUAAAGUGCAUGAAAGGAUCCUUUGCAAAAAAUUCCCCAGAUGAACUACCUGGAAAUGCUAUCCAGCUUUCUGUGAUCGAUCGUAAAUAUGCUGUUUAUAGCAAACCAGAAAAUGGUUAUAUAAACCGCCAACGUCUUGACAACCAUAUGACCGAGAAUGGAAGCAAUCCUCACUCUAUUCCAGUUGGUAACACUUGGAAAACAAUUAGCGGCAAUAAUAUCGUUCAUAAAAAUAGACAUUCCACUAGCGGAACUCUGUUGGUGAAAACGCAUCCAACUUUUCUGAGGACCAAAUCCUACCAAUCUGCUAUGAAAACUAAUAUUUAUGCAGAAGUGCCAUCGCCGAGCAAAAGUGAUUUUGAGUUUUCGUCCAGCGAAAGUAUCAUAAAAUGUUACCAGUGUAAUGAAAGACGUCCGGGACUUGAAAACAACGCUUACAAUGACGAGGAUUCACAAUUAAGAUAUUUAUAAUUAACAGCACACUUCUAAUUAUUAUUUGUACUGCUAAGUAACAUACAUUUUUUCCUAUGUUAUUUCAAAUUAGAUACUUCAAGUUCAGAAUAUUUUUUAAUUUAACAUAUUUCUUUGUUAAAAUUACUAAGUGUAAUCAACAGAAAUGUUCCCUCCAAUGUCUCUUUUCUUUUUUCUCAAUAAAUAUCACUGUUCAAGUAAUGUUUAAGUACCAGUCCAGUCCCAUACUGGGGUUGACUUAAUUGACCACAAUUUAUGGCUAUGUACCAAAGUUCGAAAAUAUUAUUAUUGUCAAUGGCGAGCUGGCAGAAUCAUAGUACACCGGGACGGAUGCUUAGCAGCAUUUCAUCCAUCUUUGUGUUCUGCGUUCAAAUUCUGCCAAGGUUGACUCUACCUUUUAACCUUCUGAGGUCAGGAGAUGAUGUAAUCAACUAGCCCUCCAAGCCCCAAAUUCCAGGCCUUGUGCUAAAGUUAGAAAUUAUUAUCACUAUCAUUAUUAUCAUUAUUAUUAUAUUAUUAUUAUUAUUAUUAUUAUUAUUAUUAUUCUGCUUGCCGCAAUAUUCCAUUGGUUAGGCUUUAAGUAUGCUUAACUAUGGAAUAAAGCCAGAGACAUAAUCAAAACUUUCAACGUUAUGUAUCAACAUUAAGAAGAUCUACUUAAAUUUAAACAUUAAAAUAUAAAAUUGAAAAUUUAUAACAUGCAGAAUUUCUAUAGAUCCUCUAGCUAUAAACCAGUAUAACAAUCCUCUCAAGUUUGUAUUGCAUAUUCUUCUGGGGUUGAAAAAUUAAAAUACCGGUCGGUUGGUUGUACUGUGGUCAGUCAAAUAAUCAAUUCCUAAGAUAACAGUAUGUUAGAAACUGGUCAUAAGAUCCCUCCAUUUUCUCUUUCUAUUGUCUAUAUGUUCUUUUUUUUACAUUUUUUUGUUUUGUUCAUGAAAUAUCAAUGUUUAAAUAUCAGCCAUAUACUGAGUUCACCUAAACCAUGUAGAGUACUUGACUCAUCUGCAAUUCAUGGCCUUAUGUCUAUGUUAGAAAUUUUUAUUAUUAUUAUUAUUAUUAUUAUUAUUAUUAUUAUUAUUAUUAAUAAUAAUAAUAAUAAUAAUAAUAAUAA
Molecule: messenger RNA, 2485 nt
Organism: Octopus sinensis (East Asian common octopus)
Lineage: Eukaryota; Metazoa; Mollusca; Cephalopoda; Octopoda; Octopodidae
Exons: 4
Coding region: 586-1374 (262 amino acids)
Source: RefSeq, a predicted model, not a curated record